CGGUGUUAUAUAAACGAAGCUGACAGCAUAAUAUUCUCCCAAAGCCAGUAUCUUUGUGUUUUCUAUAUAAGUUCUCCUUUCCUAUAAUAUACCAGUUAUUUUGUAAUUAAGACAACAGAAGUUACAAAACUUUUUUUUUACAACAAUUCUUUUCUUUAAUAAUUGAAACCAUGGAGUCAAUCGACAAGACAGCAACUAAAGCCGCUUGGGUUUACAACACUAACGGACCAUAUCGAAACGUGCUCAAGCUUGACAAGGAGUUCCCAAGUGAAACCAGCGAAGAUUUUAAGCCUGAUGACAUUCUGGUGGAUGUGGUAGCUAUGAGCAUCAAUCCUGUUGAUUACAAGCUGAUGCAAACGUAUAAGUUUAUAGGAAAGCUCGGUUUUAAGUAUCCUGUCAUUCCCGGUCUUGACUUUGCUGGAAAGAUCGUGGCCACAGGUCCUGACGUUAGGGGUUUGAAGGUAGGUGAUCAUGUUUGGGGAAAACAGGCCGUACAUCGUUAUAGGCAACAAGGAGGAACCUUGGCAACUCGUAUCCUUACUGAUACCAAAUGCGUAUACCCUCUUCCCGAAUCCGUUAGCUUCAACGAUGCCGCUGCUUUCGGCGUUGCCGGUCUCACUGCUUGGGAGGGUUUGGUAGAGCAUAUGAAAAUUAAACCAGGCCAAAAGGUAGUUAUUGUCGGAGCCAGUGGUGGUGUUGGAACAUUUGCCAUUCAGAUUGCAAAGGCUCUCGGGGCUGAGGUAACCAGCAUCAGUUCGACGCAAAAUCUCCAGUUAUGCAAAUCCUUAGGAGCUUUCCAUACCAUUGAUUACAAAUCCGAAGACGUUGUUGCUAAAUUAGCAGAAACUGGUCCUUACGAUUUUGUUUUUGACCUGAUUAAUGACAAUGGUCUUUACCGUGCUUCCUCUAAAUUUAUGAAACUUGGAGGAUCUUUCUACGGUAUUGCAAGUGACAUAUCUUUGUCAUACAUUGGCAGUGUCAUGUCCCGCAAAUUGCGACCUAAAAUCUUGGGAGGCAGCUCUCAUCCUUACCAAGAUUUCAUGCUCGCGUCUGCACCAAAAACUAUCAAGGAGUUCUCGGAAUUUGCUGUCGCUAACGGGAUUAAUACUGUUAUUGAUAGCGUUUAUGACUUUGACCGUGCUCUUGAUGCGUUUGAUCGUUUGGCUUCUCAUCGCUCUAAGGGCAAUGUUGUCAUAAAGAUGGAUUAAAUGUAUACAAAUGCCGUCUUAAUUAUAUAUGAAUGGAUUGAUAAUUCCGUUUAUAGUGUAUGAGGACAUAUUUUCAGGUUUCUAUUAUAAUAUAACAUACGGCUUUUCUUUAUGAUGUUUUUUACGUUUGAAUGCCGAAGAAUGACGAUAAUUUUUACUGAAUGUUUAGAGGAUUAAUGAUAUAUUGCUAAGUUGAUAAUCAUGCCUUCUGUAGUUUGUUCAUUUUGAAAAGAUUUUUUAA
Molecule: messenger RNA, 1449 nt
Organism: Schizosaccharomyces octosporus yFS286
Lineage: Eukaryota; Fungi; Ascomycota; Schizosaccharomycetes; Schizosaccharomycetales; Schizosaccharomycetaceae
Product: peptidase
Exons: 1
Coding region: 171-1208 (345 amino acids)
Cellular component (GO): mitochondrion
Molecular function (GO): oxidoreductase activity
Source: RefSeq, a predicted model, not a curated record